AUGCAGAGGAACAACAAGUGCAAAGGUCCUGAGAUCAGAAUGGGCUUGAUGUGUUUGAGGAGCAGGCAGAAGGAUCUGUGUGGGUGGACUUUAGAGGGUAGGGAUGGCUGUUCUGAGGACCACAGAGACCUUGGGCAGGAGGGAGAAUUUGAUCCCAAGUGGCAUCGUUUGCCUUGCAUGCGCCUCAGGUCUGAGCCUUGGGCUUCCUUGGCGGGGCAGUGGGUGGGAGAAGGUGGCUUCUCUGUGUCCCUAAUUCUCCUGCAUGUCUUACUCCGUGGGCAUCUCCCCAAAACUGGAGAAGCCAGAGGAGUGUCUCGUUACCGCCUGCAUGAUUUUAUGGACUUCCUGAUCAUCACCAGGCUCAUGGGCACUUAG
Molecule: messenger RNA, 375 nt
Organism: Rangifer tarandus platyrhynchus (Svalbard reindeer)
Lineage: Eukaryota; Metazoa; Chordata; Mammalia; Artiodactyla; Cervidae
Source: the annotation of a GenBank genome assembly